Dendrobium catenatum is the source of this 1373-nucleotide messenger RNA. RefSeq names its product endonuclease 2. The record is from RefSeq and is a predicted model, not a curated record. Gene Ontology annotation, biological process: DNA catabolic process. Gene Ontology annotation, molecular function: nucleic acid binding; endonuclease activity. Bases 316 to 1182 code for a protein of 288 amino acids. The transcript is spliced from 9 exons. NCBI's taxonomy places the organism in Eukaryota, Viridiplantae, Streptophyta, Magnoliopsida, Asparagales, Orchidaceae.
UAUAUUACACUAAUUUAAAAAUAAAUUAAGUAAUUAAGAAAAAAAAAACCUUACCAAAAAAACAUUCAUAAAAAUUUAUCAAAACCGUUGCUUGUGUGAAAGCAGCUCUUACCAAUUUCGUCGCCAUUACACAGCUUCUUCUUCCCAUAUUUUGCUCAUUGCUUUCACUAUCAAAGCCGAAUUUCUUCCGUAAAUCUGUUCCCAUUUAUUACUUUAUUAUUAUUAGCUGAUUUAGACUCUUACGUAUAUCUAUAUAUUGCAUCAAAUAUCACUUCUCUGUUCACACAACUUUGCCUCUCUUCCUUCCUUCCUUCCAUGGCUUCUGAGCUCUUCCAGAUGAUAUCUGUUCUUCUUAUCGUCUUCUCCUUUCCAGCUCUAAGCCAUGGAUGGGGAACUGAUGGUCAUUACAUAGUUUGCCAGAUAGCUCAGGAACGAUUAAAUGAUGCAGCAGCAGAUACUGUAAAUGAACUGCUACCAGAUUAUGCUAAGAACAAUCUUAGUAGCUUAUGCUCCUGGGCUGAUCGUGUAAAGUUCAUCUACACUUGGUCUUCUGAACUCCACUACAUUGAUGUACCAGAUGAUAGCUGUUCUUACAAUUAUAGCAGAGAUUGUAAGGAUAGCAAUGGAGUGCAAGGAAGAUGUGCAUCAGGAGCAAUCAAUAAUUACACAACUCAACUCCUUACAUAUAGAAAUUCUUCUGAUAACAGACAAUAUAAUCUUACACAGGCUCUCUUGUUCCUUGCACAUAUCAUGGGAGAUAUUCAUCAGCCUUUGCAUGUAGGACAUACCUCAGAUAAAGGAGGAAACACCAUUGAUGUCCACUGGUACACAACAAAUACAGUGCUGCAUCAUGUUUGGGAUAGCAGCAUAAUUGACACAGCUGAAGCUGAUUUCUACAGCUCUGAUGCAACUGGUUAUGUUGAAGAUCUUAAUCAGAACAUUACAGGAAAGUGGUCAAACCAAACUUCGAAAUGGCGAAGUUGCAGCGGAAAUGCGAUCGCAUGCCCUGACAUAUAUGCGUCUGAAAGCAUCAGUGCAGCAUGUGAGUGGGCAUACAAAGAUGUCACAAAUGGUUCAGAACUAGGAGAUAAAUACUUCAACAGCAGAUUACCAGUAGUAGAUUUAAGGCUGGCUCAAGCUGGAGUUCGGUUAGCUGAAAUUCUCAAUCGAAUUUUUGGUUGAAGACUGAAAUCAGAGCAGAAAUGUUAUGUUAUCUGUAAUUGCAGUUCACCUUAACAAAAGUCUGUGUGUUUUACUUUGGAUAUAUAGUAGUUAUGGAGUUGGCAAGUUUUCUUUUCUCUUUAUUACUAUGAAGAUGCAAUUAUUACAGAAAAUAUAGCCCAAAUUACAGAUGAAUUUAAGUAAACUUUUUA